UCCCCGAAGCUGCUGCGAGUUGGGAGAACUCAGCUGUGGUGGGGCUCCGAGGUUUUCUAUGGGGCAGUGAGGAAGAGGAGGACGAUGGGUCCCGGGAGGUGCAACUGGGGUAUGGCGGCCCUGGCCUGGCUCUGGGGGGCAGCGGCGGCUGCAGCGGCCGAAGUGCGAGAGGAUCCUGCCCACCUGUUUUCUGAAGUCUACCUGUGCCAGCAGGAUUCCCUGCUUCCUGAGAUGGUCCAAACUCUGGACGACGAAGAGCUCUUCUGGUUCAACUCCUCGGAGUCCGCCUGGCAUGCACGCCUCCCCGAUUUCCAGCCAGGGGUGCAGAACCGGACACCCCAAAGUCACAUCCGGGUGCUGAACCAGCUCUGCAACGAUGUGCUGGGCAACUUUUCGUACUAUUUCGCAAUUAUGCCGGAAGCGAAAGGUAUUGCUCAGGUGAAUGUCUUCCCCCUGCAGCCGCUGCAGCUGGGCCGGCCCAACACGCUCGUCUGCUCAGUGACCAACCUCUUCCCUCCGGCGGCUGAGGUCACUUGGACGUACCAAGGUCAGCCCAUGACCCAGGGGGUCUCCACCCCUCCAGCAGUCCCUGUGCAGGACCUGGAGUUCAAGCUCUUCUCCUAUUUGGAGGUGACUCCCCAGGAGGGAGACAUCUACAGCUGCAACGUCAAGAGCCCCCGCGACACCUUCAGCAUCCAGGCGUUCUGGGUCCCCCAAGAUCCCGUCCCCUCGGAGCUCCUGGAGAACAUCCUGUGCGGCGUGGCGUUUGGGGUUGGCGUCCUCUUUGCCAUCGCGGGGGUGGUCCUGGUGGCACUAUCCUGCAAGUGCAACAGCACAGAAUGAAUUCCCGAGAGUCGACCUGAAGGAGGGAUUUGGAGGAGAAGGAGCAUCACCUUUAAAGUCACCCACCCAUUUCCCCCCCCCCUUGCGGGAACUGCCCCUCAAUGCCAGAAUCUCUCUGUGUGUGUAUAUGUGUGCCCAUUUGCAUUCAGUGAGCCGCGAACAUCUGUCCACCCUGCUUUUGUCACGUGUCUCCGUUGCCACUGGCUCCAGGCAGGGGUGGGAGAGACUCCAGUCUGUGAACCCGGAGGGAAACUGCUGCCAGUCAGUGUGGGCAGUCCUGGGUGAGGCGGAUCAGUGAUGUGAGUGAGCUUCUUCUGUUCCCGUUAAAGUUAUCACUGCUAGAGAAGCAAAAGGGUCAAUGAGGGGGUGGAAGGAGCAGAGGGCAGGAGCCCAGCCAGGUUUGGCUGAAGCAGUUCUGGCUCAGAUCCCACUUCUGACACCACUAUCGCCACCAACCCCACUUCUGACACCACUAUCGCCACCAACCCCACUUCUGACACCACUAUCGCCACCAACCCCACUUCUGACACCACUAUCGCCACCAAUCCCACUUCUGACACCACUAUCGCCACCAAUCCCACUUCUGACACCACUAUCGCCACCAACCCCACUGCUAGCACUGGCACUGUUGCUGCGCUGCAGGUUUGUCAUGGCCCUUGGCUAGAACAAGAAACUUGCAUAGAUUGAAUAUUGCUAGCCCCACAACCAUCGCUCACCCCACUGCUCACAUCACUAUCACCACCAUCCUGCUCCUCCCAGCUAUGGGUCUUUCUCGCCAGGACAGGGACAUGGCUUGGCCUCAGAUCUAUUUUCUGGGCAGGCCCAUCAGCACCCAGCUUUUCUGCCACACCCAGGGGAAUGAGAGAUCUUCCUAGUCUGCCACUGUUCAUUUAACAGGACCUUCUCAUGGAGGUACAGAGACCAUCACCUGCUAAUUGCUGCGGCAGGAGACGGCUGUACCACACAACUCUUCAUAAUGGGCAGCUGGGCCCUGCAGCACAGUUUUUAUUUUGUGUGUGUGGCAGGGUUGAGCCCAGGCACUUGUGAAAUGAUGGUGCCUCUGAGCGUGUCAAGGGUGCUGUCCAUUAAAGCAAGGAAGCGCAGAAGUAAUCCCCAGAAGCCCUCUCCCUUUUCUAGGUUUUAGCAUCAUAGAAUCAUAGAGUUGGAAGGGACACCAGGGUCAUCUAGUCCAACCCCCUGCAAUGCAAUAAUAUUUGGCCCAAUGUGGGUCUUGAAUCCAUGACCCUGAGAUUAAGGAUCUCAUGUUCUACCAACUGAGCUAUCGGGGAUGUGCAGGCUCAGGAAAUUUAGUGGGGGGGGGAGAGCGUCACCGCCGGUUAAAUUUCUGCCCUUUCAUACAGCUGCUAUGGGGAAGGCUUGAAUAAUCCCCGGGACUCGCCUACCUUGCAGGGUGGUUGUGACCGGCAACAUGAUAAAAAAGGCAGUGGGCAUCUUCUUAGUUUUAAAAGGCGGGGGGAGACUAGGAGACCCAUGGAGGACUAAAGAAGCAUUGCAACUUUUAAAAGAGAGAGGUGGAAGGAGCAAAAAAAGACCAGGGGAGGGAGGUUUGUAGGGGGAGGGGUGUUUUUUGAUCUUACGGACGCUGCACCUACAAUUGUUCCUGCUCAGUGAUGUGUCCUUUCCUUUGCGUUCCUGACGCCGGGUGCCAAAUGGAGUUCUUGUCAGGGGUGCAGAAAAUAAAAUAAAAUGGAAAAGAAAAAAAAGAUUUUGCAA
Messenger RNA from Zootoca vivipara (common lizard), 2577 nucleotides. Its product is annotated as class II histocompatibility antigen, M alpha chain. Gene Ontology annotation, biological process: immune response; antigen processing and presentation. The record is from RefSeq and is a predicted model, not a curated record. Gene Ontology annotation, cellular component: membrane; MHC class II protein complex. NCBI's taxonomy places the organism in Eukaryota, Metazoa, Chordata, Lepidosauria, Squamata, Lacertidae.